Castor canadensis (American beaver) is the source of this 1825-nucleotide messenger RNA. RefSeq names its product BRF2 general transcription factor IIIB subunit (gene Brf2). NCBI's taxonomy places the organism in Eukaryota, Metazoa, Chordata, Mammalia, Rodentia, Castoridae. Gene Ontology annotation, molecular function: TBP-class protein binding. Gene Ontology annotation, biological process: DNA-templated transcription initiation; transcription preinitiation complex assembly. Gene Ontology annotation, cellular component: nucleus; transcription preinitiation complex. The record is from RefSeq and is a predicted model, not a curated record.
AAGGUGCAGCUCUUAGAAAGGCCCCUCCUAGUUCCUUCCGUUGCACAGUUACUGUUGGGGGCGCGCAGGUGGGUGGCCGGGUUUUCUGUGGUGCCGGGCGGGUGUUGAGAUGCCGGGCGGAGGCCGGUGCCCGGACUGCGGCUCCACUGAGCUCGUGGAAGACUCGCACUAUUCGCAGAGCCAGCUGGUGUGCUCCGACUGCGGCUGUGUGGUCACUGAGGGGGUCCUUACCACCACCUUCAGCGACGAGGGCAACCUCCGAGAAGUGACAUAUUCUCGAAGCACAGGGGAAAAUGAACAAGUUAGUCGCAGCCAGCAACGAGGUCUUUGCCGAGUGAGGGACCUUUGUCGAGUUCUGCAGUUGCCACCAACAUUUGAGGACACAGCAAUUGCUUACUACCAAAAGGCAUACCGGCACUCUGGCAUUCGUGCUGCCAGGCUGCAAAAGAAGGAGGUGUUGGUUGGAUGCUGUGUUUUAAUCACCUGUAGGCAACAUAACUGGCCCCUAACCAUGGGAACCAUUUGUACCCUCUUGUAUGCAGACCUGGAUGUGUUUUCUGGCACAUACAUGCAGAUAGUGAAGCUUCUGGGACUGGAUGUUCCAUCUCUGUGCUUGGCAGACUUGGUGAAGACUUACUGCAGCAGCUUCAAACUGUUCCAGGCCUCCCCAUCUGUGCCAGCCAAAUAUGUGGAAGACAAAGACAAGAUGGUGUCCCGAACCUUGCAGCUGGUGGAGCUGGCAAAUGAAACAUGGUUGGUGACCGGGCGGCAUCCCUUGCCGGUCAUCACUGCAGCUACUUUCCUGGCAUGGCAGUCACUGCAGCCUUCAGCUAGGCUAACAUGUUCCCUUGCCCGAUUUUGUAAAUUGGCAAAUGUGGACCUACCCUACCCCGCUGCCUCUCGCCUGCAAGAGCUGCUGGCUGUGCUGCUACGGAUGGCUGAGCAGCUGGCCUGGUUGCAGGUUCUGGAACUUGACCAACGGUCAGUAGUGAAACACAUUGGUGACGUUCUUCAGCACCGCCACAUGCUAGUCCGAAUGGCCUUUCGGGAUGGGGCAGCAGAAGUAGAGACCCAGGAGAAGGAGCUUCAGGGGCAGGGGCAGGGGCAGGAGCAAGGGCCGGGAGAAGAGGAGGUAGGGAAUAAUUUGUUCAGAGGGAAGCGACCAGCCAGUCCUGCCCUUCUCCUCCCACCCUGCAUGUUGAAGCCCCCGAAGCGAGCCCGUCCCACAUUGCCUGUGUCCACAGUGACUGGAGAUGAGAACAUUUCUGAUAGUGAAAUAGAGCAGUAUUUGCGUACCCCUCAGGAAGUUAGGGACUUUCAGAGAGCCCAAGCUGCCAGCCAGGCUGCCAGUGGUGUUCCUAAUCCUCCUUGAUGCACACCCGUCGAGGGCACUUGGCCUUGCUUUGUUGAUAGCAGCUUGUCUCAGGAAGUAAGUGUAUGUGACCCCUUGGAGCUUGUCUUGUUUGAAAGAACUAAGGGGCUGUGCAGUUAGUUGGACCUGAGGUUCUGGGAGUAGUGAAAGAUGGCUGUGGGUGGGACAGUUCUCUUUCCGUGGUGUGGGGAACAAGUUGCAUGAGUCUACAUUCUGUGGGAUGGUGUUCUUCCUAAAACUGUUGGGGGAAAUGCCAGGCCCUCUCCUGCCCCAGUUUGAAUUACACACUGUUGUGGAACAGCGGGCAUUCCCAGGGGUCUCAACCCUCAGAGAAGCAGGAAUGGGAAUUCUCUGCCAUAAACCAUUCUAAGCACUAGUGGGUUUGUGUGUAUGGUGUCAUGAGAUCCUUUACCUCAUUAACAAAAGGACUGUGGGUGGACUACAGCUAACUCA